GGUCGGUCUGGGGUCCUCACAGCCGGCACGAGCCCUCCCGGCCCUGACCGCCGCCCAGCGCGGGGAAGAUGCCUGAGCAGAGCAAUGACUACCGGGUGGUGGUGUUCGGGGCGGGCGGCGUGGGCAAGAGCUCGCUGGUGCUGCGCUUCGUCAAGGGCACGUUCCGGGACACCUACAUCCCCACCAUCGAGGACACCUACCGGCAGGUGAUCAGCUGCGACAAGAGCGUGUGCACGCUGCAGAUCACCGACACCACGGGCAGCCACCAGUUCCCGGCCAUGCAGCGGCUGUCCAUCUCCAAGGGCCACGCCUUCGUCCUGGUCUACUCCAUCACCAGCCGGCAGUCGCUGGAGGAGCUGGGGCCCAUCUACAAGCUCAUCGUGCAGAUCAAGGGCAGCGUGGAGGACAUCCCCGUCAUGCUGGUGGGCAACAAGUGCGACGAGACGCAGCGGGAGGUGGACACCCGCGAGGCGCAGGCGGUGGCCCAGGAGUGGAAGUGCGCCUUCAUGGAGACGUCGGCCAAGAUGAACUACAACGUCAAGGAGCUGUUCCAGGAGCUGCUGACGCUCGAGACGCGCCGAAACAUGAGCCUGAACAUCGACGGCAAGCGCUCCAGCAAACAGAAGAGGACAGACCGCGUCAAGGGCAAAUGCGUCCUCAUGUGAGCCCAGAACGCCCGCCACCAGCCGCCCGAGCCUCUCCCAGUGGCCCUGCUCCUCCCCCCUCCCCUCCUCCAGUCCUCCUCUCCCGUCCUUCCUUCCGUCCUCCUGCCCUCCUCUCUCCUCAUCUCUUCCUCUUCUCUUCUUUCAUCUGACACCUCCGCGGGGGGUGGAAAAACGAGGCCCCGGUGAGCCCGCGGCAGGUCUGGGGCUCCAACCUGGCUCUGCCGCACGGCUCUGCCUUCCCCCCUUCUCUGCCCCCCAGUCCUGUCUGCACCCCCAAAGCCAAGUGCUGGAGGUGGCCCCCUGGAUCCGCACAUGAGUGGGGAAGCUGCCUGUCCCCGCGGAGCCCUAGGACGCCGGGUCUUUCCUGUCUCUGCCCAUCUCUGUCUCUUUCCCUUGGGUGCCCCCCGGCCAGACCCGUGUCUCCCCCAUUAGAUCACUGUGACCUUGCUGGGGGGGAGGGUGGGGGGAGUGUUGAAAUGCACAUGGACCUCAGAGUUUGGUUUCUCCUUUUUGGUGUUUAACACACACUGCCCCUCCCCCAUCUCUCAUGACCUCUGGCCUGUGCCCUCACCCCGGGUCCCAGAUCAGUCCUCACCUCUGUCCCCACAGCCUCGGUUGGGGGUGGGGGGCUGGGCUUGUGGGAUGGGUCUCAGGCCACCAGGCAAUAACCACAGAGCCUGCAGCAGCGCCCCGCCAGCCUGGAAUCCCGCCGCUCGCCCAGCCUGAGGGGAGGCUGGGGUGCAGGCAGGGGAGGCCUGAGACUGGCCCGUGGCCACAGCACAACCCAAGGGGACUGUCCAGCGUGAAUCUGGAGGGCGUCCCCGGACAACGACCCGCAGACUGGCACAGUGUGUCACCACUGAGCCUCAGGCAGGGGGACAUGGGGUGCUGGGGAGGGGGUACCUGGGGCCCCAUCCAGGGGCAGGCGGCUGAGCCCAGCACCAGCAGGAUCUGAGGGGGCUGGAGGAAGAGUCUGCCCAGCCCACUGUCUCCCACCAACGUUGCCCCAGAGAGAGGGGCUCUGCCCAGGAAGGCGUGUGCUCUGGGGUCAGGGCGUAGCUCCACCAGGAGAUUCUGAGUGCUUGAGACUGUCUAGAAAACUCCACGCUCAAGGGGCCCCGUGGACUGUGUUUGACAAGCCUGAAGUGAGCUGUAGGCCUGGGUUGGGGCGGGGAUGACCACAGGAUGGUGCAUUUGUGCAACUCGUUGUAGACAGGCAGCUGGCUUGUGUCUAUGGGUACACUUGUGUGUGUGUGUGUGUGUGUGUGUGUGUGUGUGCGCGUGGCUGUCCAUUUAGGUGGGGUAUUACUGUGACGGUCCAUGUUUGUAAUAAUGGUGCAGGCUACGUGCAGGGGUGGGCAGUGUGGUUGUCGACAGGAGUGUGUGUUUGUGUUGGUGGGAACCUUUGUACCAGCGUAAGUGUGAUUGUAAGUGAUCGUGUCUGGGGGAGGGCGGGACGUGACUCCUCGGACGGCGUCUGUAAACCGGUUCGUUCUGUCUGGAGCCCACGAAGCCUGUUUGACCCCGUAGCCAGGUGGCUCUUGGCUCAAACUGUAUCAGUCAGGUGAUGCCGCCUAACACAUGGCCACCAGCUCAGCCACUUGAAACAACACGUUUAUCAUCUCCCUCCCUGUGGGUCAGGAGCCCCGCCUCCUACUCGGGACCUCAGGAGGCUGCGAUGGGAGCGCGGCUGCAGUCUCAUCCGAAGGCUGAGUGGGGAGCUGUGUGCUUCCAAGCUCACGCGGCUGUCGGCAACACUCGGUCUUCUGCAGCUGGGGGACCGAGGGGCUCCGUGGCUCACUGGACGGCAGCGGGAGCCACCCUCAGCUCCUCGCCACACGGGUCCCAACCUGGGGCUGCUCGCAGCAUCGGGACAAGGUUGUGCGGGUGAGCUUUUGUGUCCUUGUGCACAUUGGGACUGACCUGUGUGUGUGCACAUAUGUAAGAGAGAAAGGCCAUGUGGCUGGACAGUCGUGUGACCACGUGGGGUCUGUCUGUAGGCAAGAGGGACUGUGUCCAUCUUGGUAGCAGUGUGUUUGAUUUUCCCUGUUUCAUGUGACUCCACAAAUGUUUACUGAACACACUGUGUAGAGCGGGAGGGAGCGUGUGUGUGCGUGUGUGUGUCACCACCUGGCACGUGGACGGGCCCCCGGAAGAGCUGGUAGCAUCCUGCCUGGGCACAGCUGGGCUCCUUCACCCUGUGGCGGGGCCAGGGCCCACCAGCAUCCGGUGAUGCUCCCCUCACCCCCACCCCAGGAGCUUUUCCUGGGCCUUGCCGGGCAGGGGUCUGCAGCCCUAUCUCAGGGACACACCCUGAUAGCACAAUCUCCCUGGGGCCCCGCCCACCUCCAGGCCUUUCCCCCCCCAGGCACUGGUCCCCUGGGGAGAGAGGGAUCCUGCAGCAGGAGAGGCUGGAGCCUGCCCCUGCUGCUGGCCCUUCCUGCCUGGGCACCCCUGGUUCUGGGGACCGUGCCAGGUCAUGCUUGCUGUGGUUCCAUCCCUGCCCCUUCUCCCCCCGCAUGUGGGUGCCCCCUGCCCCCCCAUUGUGGGGUCUGUGUAGCAUUUGCUCUAGAAAUAGUCUUCCUGCAAUAAAGAAGUGGACCCUGCAUUCCC
Molecule: messenger RNA, 3278 nt
Organism: Suricata suricatta (meerkat)
Lineage: Eukaryota; Metazoa; Chordata; Mammalia; Carnivora; Herpestidae
Gene: DIRAS1
Product: DIRAS family GTPase 1
Exons: 1
Coding region: 69-665 (198 amino acids)
Biological process (GO): signal transduction
Cellular component (GO): plasma membrane
Molecular function (GO): GTPase activity; GTP binding; GDP binding
Source: RefSeq, a predicted model, not a curated record